AUGUCAACAAAAAAGUUGGCCAGAGAACUUGGAUUAAUCCGGCAACGAAGCCGCUCAUCUAGUGGUCAAAAACACCCGCAGAAACGAACAAAGCAGUUUUACUCUUACUUAAUCGUCAUUGACUUUGAGUCCACAUGCUGGCGAGAAAAAAACACCUACGGUCAAGAGAUCAUCGAGUUCCCUGCAGUUCUUUUGAAUACUUCCAGUGGAGAGAUCGAAUCGGAGUUUCACACCUACGUCCAACCCCAAGAACAUCCGGUUCUCUCAGGGUUCUGUACAGAACUCACCGGAAUCUCACAGACACAGGUGGAGGGUGGAGUUCCACUCCAUAUCUGUUUGUCCAGGUUCUCACGUUGGCUACAACAGUUGGAGCGUGAGAAGGGUGUGGUCUUUAUGACACACAUUAGCACAACCACACCGCCAAGGAACCCCUGUGCCUUCGUCACCUGGUCAGAUUGGGAUUUAGGCGUUUGUUUGCUGAAUGAGUGUAAGCGGAAGCAGAUCUACAAACCUGAAGUUCUAAACAGCUGGGUUGACCUCCGAGCAACAUACCGGACCUUCUACAGCAGACAACCUCGAGGACUGAAUGGUGCACUUCAGGACCUGGGCAUUGAGUUUUCUGGACGUCAACAUUCAGGUCUGGAUGAUGCUCGUAACACAGCCCGUCUGGCUUUGAGGAUGAUGCUGGACGGCUGUGUGAUGAAGCUGACUAAAACGCUGUGCAGGACGGCACUGAGGCGCCAGCCUGGCGACGGGAAUGUUCCAGUCCCUCGUCGGAGGGGCGGAGACCCAGACGGUAAGAGAGGCGUGGCUGACCCUGCCGAGUGUGGGCGGAGACACAAACAAACGUGGGAUUCGUUAAACUACAAACUGCUCGCCCUCUCCAACACUCCUGAUAGCUACUCAGUCACACCACCAGGUCAUCACGCUUUCCAACCCGAGCCUGAGGGCACUGUGAGGUCAGAGGUCAUCCUCUUGACCGAGGUGGAUGAAUCUGGGUCGUAUGAUGACGUGGUGUUGGACGAUGCCUCUGCCUCCUGCAGCCUGGAGAGCGGGGACGUGUCGUUCCCGGAGAGCGGGGACGUGUCGUUCCCGGAGAGCGGGGACGUGUCGUUCCCGGAGAGCGGGGACGUGUCGUUCCCGGAGAGCGGGGACGUGUCGUUCCCGGAGAGAGGGGACGUGUCGUUCCCGGAGAGCGGGGACGUGUCGUUCCCGGAGAGCGGGGACGUGUCGUUCCCGGAGAGCGGGGACGUGUCGUUCCCGGAGAGAGGGGACGUGUCGUUCCCGGAGAGAGGGGACGUGUCGUUCCCGGAGACCGGGGAUGUGUCGUUCCCGGAGACCGGGGAUGUGUCGUUCCCGGAGAGCGGGGAUGUGUCGUUCCCGGAGAGCGGGGAUGUGUCCAAGACAGACAAACAAGCCCUGAGCUUUGCUGAGACCAGUAUAUCCAGGACAGACCCGUACCGUUCUGUUAUGUGCCCAGAACUCUACAGAACCACGACUACCAGUGCCUCUUUUACCGUUUACACAGACAAGUCUCCCCUCAGCACCACUGCUGGGUCCAGAUUGUGUUCUGGAGUUUCUGCCGUCGACCGCUCCAGGUCCCCCCCCCCCUCCUCUGUUCACUCUGUCCCCAAGAUCUCCUCUGGCACACGCCCCUCCCUCUGUGAAAACAGGCGUGUGAAGCAGGCGGGAGGUGGGAGGAGAGUAACGUCCCCGCUGUGUGCCUGCGGACAGAGAGCUCGGAGACGCACCGUGGGAAACGGGGGUCCGAACCACGGCCGCGUGUUCUUCUGUUGUCCGGUACCUAAGAGGGGAGCAGAGAGAGGACCGAAAACAGGCUGUGACUUUUUCAAAUGGGAGUCGACCCUCCUGAGGUCCAGCCCUGCACCUGGACUCAAAAACCCAACGCGUCUGCGCUGA
Chanos chanos (milkfish) is the source of this 1920-nucleotide messenger RNA. It is a transcript of the gene eri2, whose product is annotated as ERI1 exoribonuclease family member 2. Gene Ontology annotation, molecular function: zinc ion binding; nucleic acid binding; 3'-5'-RNA exonuclease activity. NCBI's taxonomy places the organism in Eukaryota, Metazoa, Chordata, Actinopteri, Gonorynchiformes, Chanidae. The transcript is spliced from 12 exons. The record is from RefSeq and is a predicted model, not a curated record. Bases 1 to 1920 code for a protein of 639 amino acids.